Molecule: messenger RNA, 2470 nt
Organism: Perca fluviatilis (European perch)
Lineage: Eukaryota; Metazoa; Chordata; Actinopteri; Perciformes; Percidae
Product: E3 ubiquitin-protein ligase TRIM21-like
Exons: 2
Coding region: 103-1752 (549 amino acids)
Molecular function (GO): zinc ion binding; protein binding
Source: RefSeq, a predicted model, not a curated record
GCUGCAGUCAAGACAAGUCUCUGUUUCUCUCUGAAAGAAAACUCAAACUGACUUCAUCAGGUCUUUCUCAACAACACAGCAGAGUCUCUGCCAAACACUGAUAUGGCUGCUGCUGCAAACUAUCUGCCAUCUGAAGAUCAGUUUCUGUGCUCCAUCUGUCUGGAUGUGUUCACUGAUCCUGUCACCACAUCAUGUGGACACAUCUUCUGCAAAAAUUGCAUCACUGAACACUGGGAUGCUAAUGACCUGUACCUGUGUCCAAGGUGUAAAAAGGUUUUCAACAAAAGACCUGAGCUGCACAUCAACACUAUGUUCUCUGAGAUGGUUGCUCAGUUCAGAGAGUCAGCUCAACAGAAAGCCAGCAGCAGCAGCUCAGAGCAACAAGUGUCCAAACCAGGAGAAGUUCCCUGUGACUUCUGCACUGGAACCAAACUGAAGGCCCUGAAGUCCUGCCUGGUGUGUCUGGUCUCCUACUGUGAGACUCACCUGGAGCCUCAUCUGACAAUGUCAGGCCUGAAAAGACAUCAGCUGAUCGACCCUGUGGAGAACCUGGAAGGCAGGAUGUGUACGAAACACGAUAAACCUCUGGAGCUGUUCUGUAAGACCGACCAGACAUGUGUUUGUAUGCUCUGCACUGUUUUAGACCACAAGAUGCAUGAUGUUGUUCCUCUGAAAGAAGAAUAUGAAGGAAAGAAGGUCGAGCUGGGGAAGACAGAGGCUGAAAUUCAGCAGAUGAUCCAGAAGAGACGACUGAAGAUUCAGGAGAUCAAACACUCAGUCGACCUCAGUGAGGAAGAUGCAGACAGAGAGAUAGCAGAAGGUGUUCAGGUCUUCACUUCUCUGAAGGAGUCUGUUGAGAGAGGCCUGAAUGAGCUCAUCAACACGAUCAAAGAGAAGCAGAAAACAACAGAAAAACAGGCUAAAGCUUUCAUCAAACAGCUGGAACAGGAAAUCUCUGAGCUGAUGAAGAGAAGCACUGAGGUGGAGCAGCUCUCACACUCUGAAGACCACCUCCAUCUUCUCCAGAGUGUCCAGUCCCUAAACAUCCAACAACCUCUACCCACCAAGGACUGGACAGAGGUCAGCGUCCAUCCAACAUCAUAUGAGGGGACUGUGGUGAAAGCUGUGGCUCAGCUGGAGGAGACACUCAGUAAAAAGAUGAAGAAGCUGAUUAAAGCUGAGCUGAAGAGGGUCCAGCAGUAUGCAGUGGAUGUGACUCUUGAUCCUAAUACAGCACAUCAUAGUGUCAUCCUGUCUAAUGAUGGGAAACAAGUGAAUCUUGGUGAUAUGAGAAAGAAUCUCCCAGACAACCCAGAGAGAUUUUCUCUCAAUCCCUGUGUUUUAGGAAAGCAGAGUUUCUCUUCAGGCAGAUUUUACUUUGAGGUUCAAGUUAAAGGAAAGACUAAAUGGGAUUUAGGAGUGGCCAGAGAGUUGAUCAACAGGAAGGUAGAUAUCAUACUGAGCCCUGAGGAUGGUUACUGGACUAUAUGGUUGAGAAAUGGAAAUGAGUACGAAGCUCUUGAUGACCCUUCAGUCCUUCUCUCUCUGAAGUCUCCUCCUCAGAAGGUGGGGGUGUUUGUGGAUUAUGAGGAGGGUCUGGUCUCCUUUUAUGAUGUAGAUACUGCAGCUCUUAUCUACUCCUUUACUGGCUGUUCCUUCACUGAGAAACUCUUCCCAUACUUCUGUCCCUGUAGUAAUGAAGAUGGUAAAAACUCUGCCCCUCUGAUCAUCUCUCCUGUCAGAGUAAACUAAUCACUUAACUUUGAUUUAUUUUCAUUAAGGGAAACAAAUCUUAAUAAUUAGUUUAGCUCUUAUUUUCUAUCUUUUUAAUGUGUUGAUUGAUAUACACUUAAUUUUUAAGACUUGUUUAAUUAUAUGUAUUCCAUUACAUAUUCAACAAAUUCAUUUAAUGCAUUCAUCUCUUCAACACUGCAUCAGAAUAUCUAUUUUUAAAAACCUCUGUUAAAUCCACAGACAUUUAUUUUAACUUCCAGAAGAAAUCGGUUUCUAAAGACACCUUCAUUUACGAGUAAGUCUGCAUCCACAAAAAUUGCAGGUCUUUCAUUACAUAUUGAAUGGAGGUAGUGGGUUACCGCAGGGGACGGAAAAAACGCAGCGGGCCUGUGUCUAAAAUUUUGAGACCGACUCAACUUUUGGAGAAGCGCAACCCUGUGUCACACUGCAGUAGCCAAUCAUGUAACAGAGAUCAGACUUGUCAGAGUAUGUUGAGGUGGUGUGAGAGUCCCAAUCAGGAAACAGGAAACACUGCCUCUAUCGCUGCCACGAGAAUGUUUUUAAACCCCAAACACAAGCUCUGAACUGCCUGGGAGUUUGGGGAACAGUUGACUGUUUCCUCAGUCCCUCCGUCAGUCCCUCCAAAUGUUUCCUGCAACAACAAAGCACUCGCUAUAUCUCGCUCAUCUCUUUUCUUUCUCUCUUUUUCCGGGAAAUAAAGAUGCCUUCAAGUUCA